Molecule: messenger RNA, 642 nt
Organism: Prorocentrum cordatum
Lineage: Eukaryota; Dinophyceae; Prorocentrales; Prorocentraceae
Source: the annotation of a GenBank genome assembly
AUGGAGGACGCUGCCAGGAGAGCGCGAGCUGCCUCUCGCGCGCUGGUCGGGGCCUCCUGCGAGACAAAGAACGCCGCCCUGGCGGCCUUCCGGCGGCACCUGGCGGCCAGACGCGCGGAGAUCGAGGAGGCCAACCGCCAGGACAAGGAGGAGGCCGAGGCUGCGGUGAAGGAGGGGAAGCUCUCCUCGUCACUCUUGAAGCGCCUGGACAUCUCCGGCGCCAAGUUCGACACCCUCCUGACGGGCAUCGACGAGGUCGUCCAGCUGCCCGACCCCGUGGGGCAGGUCACGUACGCCAACCGCGUGUCGGAAGGCCUGGACCUCUACCGGGUCACCUGCCCGAUCGGGGUCGGGCUCAUCAUCUUCGAGUCGCGCCCGGACGCGGCGGUGCAGAUAGCGUCGCUCGCCAUGAAGUCGGGGAACGCCCUGCUGCUGAAGGGGGGGCGCGAGGCGCAGCGGUCGAACGCCGCGCUGGCGGAGAUCGACGACGACCCCGACCUGGACACUCAGGACGUGUACCCGACCGACGACUUCGGCGAGCCCGAGAAGAUCGACAUUCUGCAGCCCGUCCGCGUGCCACAAGCAUCUCCUGCUCGGCUGGUCUGCCAUCAAGGCGGAGGCCUCCAGGACAGCGAGGUCUAG